Messenger RNA from Clonostachys rhizophaga, 4419 nucleotides. The record is from the annotation of a GenBank genome assembly. NCBI's taxonomy places the organism in Eukaryota, Fungi, Ascomycota, Sordariomycetes, Hypocreales, Bionectriaceae.
AUGUCAGAUCGGGUGCCGAGCUACGCCCCUGAGCAGCCAGCCCCUUUGUCAGACGACUCGACACUUUCCGGGAAGAUGGAGGACUCAACUGAUGCCGCAUCGGCAACAGAACCCAUCGAGAGGAAUUUGGAAGAAUUGGCACGUCAAUUGACACACAAGUCUCAAAAUAUCACCGAUGAGCUGCAACCAUACAACCCCGAGCCAGGGAGCCGCCUCGAUCCCCAAUCACCAUCUUUCAACGCACGUGCAUGGGUCAAAGCGUUUGUCAAGCUUUCUGAAACGGACCCCAGCGCGGCCUCGUCGCGUUUCUUAGGCGUUGCGUUCAAAAACCUGGGCGCUUAUGGGUGGAGCACCGGCGCUGAGAGUCAACCGACGGUCACAAACAUUGCUCUGCGAGCUGUAACCUCCUUGGCUGGGCUUGCCGGGGGCCGCCGUCAAGGCAAGCGCAUCGACAUCUUACGUGAUUUUGAGGGUGUCAUCAAAGAGGGAGAGCUUCUUUUGGUUCUUGGGCCUCCUGGAUCUGGGUGCUCAACCUUUCUGAAGACGCUGACGGGCGAGACAUCGGGGUUCAAGAUUGCCGAGAAUUCAUACUUGAACUAUCGAGGCAUUGACCCUUCUCAUGUUCGAAAAUCGCUUCGAGGAGAUGUCCUCUACAACGCCGAAGUUGACUCCCACCUCGCCCACCUCACCGUGGGCGAAACCCUGACGUUUGCGGCCCGCUGCCGAUCUGUCCGUCAUGUUCCCGGUGGCUUUACUCGAGAACAAGCCGAUAAUAUGAUCCGCGAUGUUAUGAUGGCUACGUUUGGUAUCAGCCAUACAUUCAACACUCGGGUGGGAGAUGACUUUGUCCGUGGUGUAAGCGGAGGUGAGAGAAAACGUGUCAGUAUCGCGGAAGCUUGCCUUACCAGCGCCAAAUUCCAAUGUUGGGAUAACUCUACCCGUGGCUUGGACAGCGCGAAUGCCAUCAACUUUUGCGAAAACAUUCGACUCCAGGCCGACUUGAUGGGCGUUGCCGCCGCCGUGGCCUUGUACCAGGCUCCCCAGUCUGCCUACGAAAAAUUCGAUCGCGUGAUUGUAUUAUAUGAAGGCCGGCAGAUUUUCUUUGGCAAAACCACCGAAGCCAAGGCCUACUUUGAGGAGCUCGGAUUCGAAUGCCCUGAUAGACAGACGGUUCCCGAUUUCCUGACUUCAAUGACGAGUCCCAGCGAGCGACGUCCCAAAGCCGGGUACGAGAGCCAAGUUCCCCGUACCGCUGACGAGUUUGAUGCGAGAUGGAAGGCCAGCCAGGCACGCGACAGCCUGGUUCAAGAGUUGAAGGCAUACGAGGAAAAUCACCCCUCUGAUCAGCGACUCAAGGAAUAUAACGAGUCUCGUAAUGCCGAGCAAGCAAAGAGCCAACGCUCCGCAUCGCCUUACACGAUCUCUUACUGCCAGCAAGUACGGCUGGCGCUGUGGCGCGGCUACAGACGACUGCGUGCUGAUCCCGGAUUUACCAUCGCGUCUUUGCUCUUCAACGUCAUUAUCGCCCUCCUCCUGGGCAGCAUGUUCUAUAAUCUCAAACCCGACACUUCGACCUUCUACUACCGAGGUGGACUCAUCUUCUUCUCGCUCCUCUUCAACGCGUUUUCCAGCCAGCUCGAAGUCUUGACUGUUUAUGCGGAACGGCCUGUUGUUGAGAAGCAUAAUAAAUACGCCUUUUACCACCAGUCGACGCAAGCGAUCGCAAGUUACUUAACAGACCUGCCCUACAAGACAGCCAACAUGUUCAUCUUCAAUAUCCUCAUCUACUUCAUGGCCCAUCUUCGUCGGGAGGCAGGCAACUUCUUCUUCUUCUGCCUGACCUCCUACAUCACCACCCUGGUCAUGUCAAGCUUGUAUCGCCUCCUCGCCUCCAUCACACGGACAUCCCACCAAGCUAUGGUUCCUAGCUCGAUCCUGAGUCUGGGGCUGAUGAUCUACACCGGCUUCACCAUCCCGACUGAUUACCUGCCCGGCUGGUCGCGCUGGAUGAACUACAUCAACCCGCUCGCCUAUGCCUUUGAGUCGCUCAUGGCGAACGAGUUCCACGACCGUCAGUUCCCCUGUGCCGUUGUCGUCCCCCAGGGGCCCGGUUAUGAGGACCUGCCCGCCGACUCUCAGGUCUGCUCCUCUGUUGGCGCUCUGCCCGGCUCAACGACGGUCGACGGUGAUAGGUAUAUCAAUUUGGCGUUCUCGUACUACAACGCCCACAAGUGGAGGAACGUUGGCAUUCUGUUCGGGUUCUUGGUUUUCUUCUUUGGUGUCUAUAUUCUGGCAGCCGAAUACUCGAAGCCACCCAAGAGCAAGGGCGAGGUUCUCGUGUUCCCCUCUGGCAAGGUUCCUCGGUCUAAAGCUGCCAACUCGACGGAUAUCGAGGCGCAGCCACACAGCCGAGAGGUUGUGUCUGAUGAGAAAUCGACAAGUGGUUCUGAGUCUGCUGCUGGAUUGACAGCUGGAACGGCCGUGUUCCAUUGGGAGGAUCUGUGUUAUGAUAUUAGCAUCAAAGGCACCGAGCGCCGGAUUCUGGAUCAUGUGGACGGCUGGGUCAAGCCAGGUACUUCAACUGCACUCAUGGGAGUGUCGGGCGCCGGCAAGACCACUCUUCUGGAUGUGCUCGCUACCCGUGUUACUAUGGGGGUCGUGUCUGGAGAUACGCUCAUCAACGGUUCGCCAACUGAUGCCUCAUUCCAGCACCGCGUCGGCUAUGUUCAGCAACAGGACCUGCAUCUCGACACUAUGACUGUCCGCGAGGCCCUUGAAUUCAGCGCCCUCCUCCGACAGUCUGCCGAGAUCCCAAAGCAAGAAAAGCUCGACUACGUGGACAAGGUUGUUGAUAUGCUCGAUAUGGAAAGCUUCGUGGAUGCUGUCAUCGGCGUGCCCGGUGAGGGUUUGAAUGUCGAGCAGCGCAAGCGCCUGACUAUCGGAGUCGAACUCGCUGCUCGCCCGAAGCUGCUCCUAUUCCUCGAUGAGCCCACCUCUGGUCUUGACUCGCAGACGUCCUGGGCUAUCUGCCAGCUUAUCAAGAAGCUGACGAGAAAUGGCCAGGCUGUGCUCUGCACCAUCCACCAACCGUCCGCUAUUCUCUUUGACCAAUUUGACAGGCUUCUGCUCCUUGCCCCUGGUGGUAAGACUGUGUACUUUGGAGAAUUGGGGGCCAAAUCGAGGACUCUUAUCAAUUACUUUGAACGAAACGGUGCACACACAUGUCCUCCCGGAGCGAACCAGGCAGAGUGGAUGCUCGAUAUCAUUAAGCCAAAGAAGGACGGGACUGUUGGCAUUGAUUGGCACGAAACUUGGAGGCAAUCGCCUGAGUUCAAGGAGGUCAAAGCUGAGCUGGGGAACCUGCGCGCACUCGCAACCGGACAGACCCUAAUCGCAUCUGACAACAGCGAGUCUUCUCAGCAUCGCGAGUUCGUCGCCUCGUUAUGGACCCAGAUGUCCCUCGUCUUCUUCCGAACCUGGAGGCACUUCUGGCGUUCUCCCACUUACAUCUGGUCCAAGGUCAUCCUCAUUGUCAUUUCCUCCAUCUAUAUCGGGUUCAGCUUCAAAGCAGAGAACACAAUCCAGGGGCUGCAGAAUCAGCUGUAUGCCAUCUUCAUGUUCCUGGUCAUGUUCAACAACCUCAACGAGCAGAUCAUGCCCAUGUUCGUCCCCCAGCGGGCCCUCUACGAGGUGCGCGAACGGCCUUCCAAGAUAUACAAGUGGAACACCUUUGUGCUCUCCAACAUCCUCGUCGAGGCCAUCUGGAACACGCUCAUGGCUGCACUCAUCUACGUGUGCUGGUACUACCCCGUCGGUUUCGUCAUCAACACGACCGCAGAUGACCAGGCCAUACGCGGGUUUCUUGUAUUCUUGUUCCUCUGGAUGUUCAUGCUCUUCACCAGCACCUUCUCCCACUUCGCCAUCACCUGGAUGCCGAGCGCCGAGGUAGCCGGCAUCCUCGCCAGUAUAUUGUGGAUGUUCUGCCUCUGCUUCUGCGGCGUCGCCGUCGCCCCUGCCGACUUCCCCAAGUUCUGGACGUGGAUGUACCGCGUGUCCCCGGGGACGUACCUCAUCGGCGGCGUCAUGUCCGCCGCCAUCGCCGGCUCCGACGUGACGUGCGCGGACAACGAGCUGCUCGAGCUCUCGCCGCCCGGUGGGCUGAGCUGCGGUGAUUUUCUAGGCCCGUUUGCCAACUACACUGGCGGUGCUGUUCUGAACCCCGAGGCGACGGAUCUGUGCAGCUACUGCACUAUUACCACGACUGAUCAGUUCCUCGCCCGGUUCGAGAUUGACUAUGACACGAGGUGGAGGGACUUUGGGUUGCUCUGGGUUUAUAUUGCUUUCAAUGUUGGUGCCGCCUUGGGACUCUACUGGCUCUUCCGUGUUCCUAAGGGGAAGAAGGGACUGAGGAGGUCCUAG